AUAAAUGAAGAAAGCAUAAGAUUGGCAUGUUGUUAAUAUUGCUGCUUACGUCUUUACUUGGCUCAGUGUUUUUGCUUUGAAGAAAACCUCUUUACGAGACAGUAAAGCGAUGUAAUGUCCAAGUCCAUGUAUGCAAAUAGAGUGAGUUGCAUUCAAUUAGUGUUGGAUUACAAAAAAAAAAAAAAAAAAAAACAAUUUAGUAAAGUCACAGAAACAUCAGAUGUUUACCAUGUGCUGAGUUACAGUAAUGUUAUCUAGAUCUCUAGCCUAAUGAACUAGAAGGCAGAGUCACCUGCGCACAGCUGCAGCUUCUCCAGACACCAGUAAUGGCGCACAUAGGAAGGCUGUCAUCCAAAAGCUCAGUGCUCUUCCUGUGUGAUAUGCAAGAGAAGUUCAGACCAACGAUUUUCCAGUUCUCCAAUAUUGCUUGUCGGAUCCUGGGUAUUCCCCCAAUCUUGACUGAGCAGUACCCUAAAGGCCUGGGUCCAACUGUGUCCGACUUAGGCGCAGAGGACCUGAAGCCCCACACUAAAACCCGCUUCUCCAUGCUAACAGAGAGCGUAGAGAAUGAGCUAAAAAGCCUGGGGAGCCCCAAGCAGGCCAUACUGUGUGGCAUUGAGGCCCAAGCUUGCAUUGCUUGUACAACAUACGAUCUUCUGGACAGAGGUAUGGAGGUGCAUAUCGUCGCAGAUGCUGUCUCAUCUCGGAGUCAGACAGACCGGCUGUUUGCCCUCUCACGCCUAAAGCAGAGUGGAGCUUUUCUCACCACCACAGAGGGCGUAAUGCUGCAACUUGUACAGGAUGCCAAGCAUCCCAACUUUAAGGAGAUCCAGAAGCUUUUAGCACAUCCUUCUCCAGAUACCAGUCUCAUCAACUUUUUCAGCUCACUGUAGGAGGAAGCACACUACACCAUCAACAGACGUCUCAUAGAAGAAGACGGCAGUUUCACUCGUCACUGAAUUAUUUAGAUUUUGAUCAGAUUUAAAAUGAUGAUUAUUUUCUUUGUUUAAUCUUUCUCAUAGGAGUUAGAGAAUGUUUUGUGUAUGCAUUGUUGAUAAUACAUGAAUAAAUGAAGAUGGUCCAUACAGA
Ictalurus punctatus (channel catfish) is the source of this 1089-nucleotide messenger RNA. RefSeq names its product isochorismatase domain containing 2 (gene isoc2). The record is from RefSeq and is a predicted model, not a curated record. Bases 327 to 893 code for a protein of 188 amino acids. The transcript has 6 exons. Gene Ontology annotation, cellular component: cytoplasm. Lineage: Eukaryota; Metazoa; Chordata; Actinopteri; Siluriformes; Ictaluridae.